Molecule: messenger RNA, 3765 nt
Organism: Pongo pygmaeus (Bornean orangutan)
Lineage: Eukaryota; Metazoa; Chordata; Mammalia; Primates; Hominidae
Gene: CASP3
Product: caspase 3
Exons: 9
Coding region: 1379-2212 (277 amino acids)
Biological process (GO): keratinocyte differentiation; apoptotic process; erythrocyte differentiation
Cellular component (GO): death-inducing signaling complex; cytoplasm
Molecular function (GO): cysteine-type endopeptidase activity
Source: RefSeq, a predicted model, not a curated record
CCCAGUGGAGGGGGCGCGAGGGACCGACAGGGGCGGGCCGGAGGCGGGGCUGGCGCUGGAGUGCAUGUCCCGGCGGCGGGCCGCGGAAGCAGUGCAGACACGGGCCCUAGCGUGUGGCUGCUACUGUGAGGCGGUUGUGGAAGAGUUUCGUGAGUGCUCGCAGCUCAAACCUGUGGCUGUGGAUCCGUGGCCACAGCUGGUUGGCGUCGCCUUGAAAUCCCAGGCCGUGAGGAGUUAGCGAGCCCUGCUCACACUCGGCGCUCUGGUUUUCGGUGGGUGUGCCCUGCACCUGCCUCUUUCCCCCAUUCUCAUUCAAGGUUAAAUCUUCCUAUGCUGUGUUCUUCCUGCAGCCAGCAUUCCCUAAGAGAGAUGUGUCAUAUCCUUUGCAGUUGCUUGUUUACUAUCUUCCCCGCUAGAUUUGCAAGCAAACUCCAGGAGGGACGGACUUGGUUUAUCUUGCUGUCCUUACUGUCUUGCCCCAAAUGCGGGGCCUGGCACAACACAGUGAAUGCCCACCCAUUGUGUUGUUAGUUUUAUGCCCUAUGUAGAAAAAGUAGACCUGGUUUAGGAUUAUUUAGCAAAUAAUAAUUAGAAAAGAAAUGGUAGAGGUGACAUAUGAAGUCACUGAAACGGUGUAAACCUGCAAGAUAGCUGAAAGAGGGCCAGGCAAGGUGGUUAGACCAGACUGUAUCAAAAUGGGCUCAGCCACUGUGAAUGUGUGUGCUGUGGUAACAUAAUCUCUAAAAAUGAAAUGUAAAGCUUAAAUCAUCUCUAUCACAGCCCGAUGGUUGGGCUUUGGGUUUGCUUUGCCUUUUUGCAAAAGAAGGUUUUUGAAAGUGAAAAAUAUUUUAGUGAAUGGACGAACAGUUUAUUGGAGUAUGGCAAUAAAACCUGUUCAAAGUAAGAGACAUUAGACAUUGUACCUAGUUAAAUCAGAUUUGCUUUUGCUAUCCUGAAUAAAGGCCUUGCCUCCUGCCAUUUGGAGAGACUGGCAUCUGAUAUAGGCAAUUAUAAUGCUUCUUUACUGUUUCGUUUUCAAACCUCAUUUAACACAAUCUCCUACUGCUUCAUCCCCCUACAAAGCAGACUUUAUUUUGAUGAAUGAUAUAUUACAUUGCUUCUGGUGCCUGCUAUUAGAUCUUUAAGCUCUGCCCCAAAGAUAGGAAGCACUGGUGUUUGGGCCUAAAAAAAAGAUGUGAGAAUUCUUAGAUUUAUAUAAUGUUCAUUCUCUGCAUGUUUUGUUCUUACCUUCACAUGUUGCCUGUAGAGCUUCUUUGUGUUACAAUAAUGAAAUCAAGCUACCUGAUAUGUAUUGGACACCGUCUGGCAUCUGCUUGUUGAGCCACUUUUGAAUACCGUCUAGUUAAUAAAGGUAUCCAUGGAGAACACUGAAAACUCAGUGGAUUCAAAAUCCAUUAAAAAUUUGGAACCAAAGGUCAUACAUGGAAGCAAAUCGAUGGACUCUGGAAUAUCCCUGGACAACAGUUAUAAAAUGGAUUAUCCUGAGAUGGGUUUAUGUAUAAUAAUUAAUAAUAAGAAUUUUCAUAAAAGCACUGGAAUGGCAUCUCGGUCUGGUACAGAUGUCGAUGCAGCAAACCUCAGGGAAACAUUCAGAAACUUGAAAUAUGAAGUCAGGAAUAAAAAUGAUCUUACACGUGAAGAAAUUGUGGAACUGAUGCGUGAUGUUGCUAAAGAAGAUCACAGCAAAAGGAGCAGUUUUGUUUGUGUGCUUCUGAGUCACGGUGAAGAAGGGAUAAUUUUUGGAACAAAUGGGCCUGUUGACCUGAGAAAAAUAACAAACUUUUUCAGAGGGGAUCGUUGUAGAAGUCUAACUGGAAAACCCAAACUUUUCAUUAUUCAGGCCUGCCGUGGUACAGAACUGGACUGUGGCAUUGAGACAGACAGUGGUGUUGAUGAUGACAUGGCGUGUCAUAAAAUACCAGUGGAGGCUGACUUCUUGUAUGCAUACUCCACAGCACCUGGUUAUUAUUCUUGGCGAAAUUCAAAGGAUGGCUCCUGGUUCAUCCAAUCGCUUUGUGCCAUGCUGAAACAGUACGCCGACAAGCUUGAAUUUAUGCACAUUCUUACCCGGGUUAACCGAAAGGUGGCAACAGAGUUUGAGUCCUUUUCCCUUGACGCUACUUUUCAUGCAAAGAAACAGAUACCAUGUAUUGUUUCCAUGCUCACAAAAGAACUCUAUUUUUAUCACUAAAGAAAUGGUUGGUUGGUGGUUUUUUUUAGUUUAUAUGCCAAGUGAGAAGAUGGUAUAUUUGGUACUGUAUUUCCCUCUCAUUUUGACCUACUCUCAUGCUGCAGAGGGUACUUUAAGACAUACUCCUUCCAUCAAGUAGAACCACUAUGAAGCUACCUCAAACUUACAGUCAGGUAGUUGCAAUUGAAUUAAAUUAGGAAUAAAUAAAAAUGGAUACUGGUGCAGUCAUUAUGAGAGGCAAUGAUUGUUAAUUUACAGCUUUCAUGAUUAGCAAGUUACAGUGAUGCUGUGCUAUGAAUUUUCAAGUAAUCAUGAAAAAGUUAAACAUUGAAGUAAUGAAUUUUUAUGAUAUUCUCCCCACUUAAGACUGUGUAUUCUAGUUUUGUCAAACUACAGAAAUGAUGAUGUGGAAGAACUUAGUCAUCUGUGGGCAUGGUCAAAGGCUCAAACCUUUAUUUUAGAAUUGAUACACAAAGAUGACUUAACUGCAUUUUUAGACCAUUUAUCUGGGAUUAUGGUUUUGUGAUGUUUGUCCUGAACAGUUUUGUUGUAAAAAAAAAAUAAUGUUUAAUAUUGAGAAAGAAACUAAUAUUUUAUGUGAGAGAAAGUGUGAGCAAACUAACUUGACUUUUAAGGCUAAAACUUAACAUUCAUAGAGUUUUAACUGUAAGGUGCUACAAUGCAGCUGAUCUACCAGCAUAAAUAUCUUCUGAUUUGUCCCUAUGCAUAUCAGUUGAGCUUCAUAUACCAGCAAUAUAUCUGAAGAGCUAUUAUAUAAAAACCCCAAACUGUUGAUUAUUAGCCAGGUAAUGUGAAUAAAUUCUAUAGGAACAUAUGAAAAUACAACUUAAAUAAUAAAAAGUGGAAUAUAAGGAAAGCAAUAAAUGGAUGGGCUGAGCUGCCUGUAACGUGAGAGCAGAUGGUUUGAGCCUGAGCAGAGACAUGACUCAGCCUGUUCCGUGAAGGCAGAGUCAUGGACCAUGCAUGGACCACUUCUCCAUACACACUGGUGUGUGUGGAUGAUGCUGCCAGGGCACCACUGCCAAGUAAGAAAGUGAAGCACAUCAGAAACUUGUGAAGUGGAAAUGUUCUAAAGGUGGUGAGUCACAAUAAAAAUCAUAGUACUCUUUGUAGCAAAAUUCUUAAGUAUGUUAUUUUCUGUUGAAGUUUACAAUCAAAGGAAAAUAGUAAUGUUUUAUACUGUUUACUGAAAGAAAAAGACCAUGGCACAUAGGACUCUAGACAGCAUCCAGCCGGAGGCCAGAGCUGAGCACCCAGCUCAAGAGGCAGGCUCCAGGCCUCAGCAGGCACUGAGCUGUCACUGCACCAAGUCUCACUGGCUGUCAGUAUGACAUUUCACGGGAGAUUUCUUGUUGCUCAAAAAAUGAGCUCGCAUUUGUCAAUGACAGUUUCUUUCUUCUUACUAGAUCUGUAACUUUUGUAAAUACACAUAGCAUGUAAUGGUAUCUUAAAGUGUGUUUCUGUGUGACAAUUUUGUACAAAUUUGUUAUUUUCCAUUUUUAUUUCAGAAUAUACAUUCAAACUUAAAAUUA